Molecule: messenger RNA, 1177 nt
Organism: Acanthoscelides obtectus
Lineage: Eukaryota; Metazoa; Arthropoda; Insecta; Coleoptera; Chrysomelidae
Source: the annotation of a GenBank genome assembly
CGGAAUUACCCUGUAUCAAUAGACUUAUUACAGAUUACUGCAACAGAGCAGAAAUGAAAAUGACCAGGAAUCUACAUCACCCACAAUCAUCAGCUAUCCUCCUCCUGCUUCUACUGCCAACAAUAAGGAUGAAGAUACUAACCCAUCAUGUGAUAGCGAAUACGAGGAUUAUUUCGAAGUUACGGGUGAUGAAAACUUCCGAAAUAUUUCUGAGGAACUAGAAGGCAGGAGAAUAGUGAACUUAGGCCAUAUACUAUUCGAGUAUGGAAAAGUGUUAAAUCACUCUAAAGCCUGUACAAUGGGCAGAAUGGAUUUUGUGGAGGAAAAAAUGAUAGGACAUCUCGUCAAGCUACACUUUUUUGCGACAACUGCGAAAAAAGAAUGGUCAUUGAAUCUGAGCCACCCUGUACUACGAAGAAAUCCGUUAAUACAGCUGCAGUUUGGGGGAGUAUUUCGACAGGAAUUGGUCACAGCCAACACGAAGAGUUAAUGGGUGUUUUAAAUGUACCAGCUAUGACUUUCCGAACUUUCAGGAAGAAAACAUCAACUGUCAAGAAGGUAUGGGAAGAAAUUCUGAACGAUGACAUGAAAGCUGCUGGCAUUGAAGAGAAACGGGUUGCAAUUGAAAAAGGCAAUCUCAUGCCUGAUGAUACCCCAUACAUCACCGUUAUCGUUGACGGAGGAUGGAGUAAAAGGACCUACGGGCAUGGAUAUGAUGCCUCUUCUGGUGUAGCUGUUAUUAUUGGUGCUGAGACAAAGAAACCUCUUUUCUUGGGUGCUUGUUUUACGACAAAAAGGAUAUUCCACCAAAACCACAUGAAUGUGCUAAGAACUUUAGUGGACCAUCGACAGCUAUGGAGCAAGACAUCAUAGUUGAUGGAUUUUGUCACAGUGUGGCACAGCAUGGACUUGCUUACAAAUAUUUAAUCGGUGAUGGAGAUUCAAGCGUCUAUGCGCGAAUUGUCGAACGAGUACCAUAUGGUAGACAUGUGGAAAAAAUAGAAUGUGCCAACCACAUGACCAGGUGUGUUAACGACAAGUUACACAAGUUAGUUGCAAACACAUCAUUUCCAUUAGAGAUGGGAAAGAAGCUCACUGAUAAGCAAAAUGGAGUUUCAAGAAUCGAGAGGAUUGUGAAAGGGGUGAGAACGGCCAUUAUCAGAAAUGUGAAAAAUGC